This is a messenger RNA of Brassica napus (rape), 1581 nucleotides long. RefSeq lists its product as uncharacterized. The record is from RefSeq and is a predicted model, not a curated record. Bases 735 to 1088 code for a protein of 117 amino acids. Gene Ontology annotation, cellular component: site of double-strand break; nucleus. Gene Ontology annotation, molecular function: nucleosome binding; ubiquitin-protein transferase activity. The transcript is spliced from 7 exons. Gene Ontology annotation, biological process: double-strand break repair. Lineage: Eukaryota; Viridiplantae; Streptophyta; Magnoliopsida; Brassicales; Brassicaceae.
AUAUAUUAAUAUUAUGUCAAACAAUCCACCAAACUUUUUUAUUUUUAGAUAAUUAUUCUAAAUUAUAUUUGACAAAAUGUAUUCCAAGUUAUAUAAGCGGUAUGGACUUUUUCAGUAUUGUUGAUAUAUAUCUUCUCUUUGUAUUUGAGAGAAUGAUACUUUAUAAAUUUUACACAUAAAAACUUAAAUAUCUUUUUUAUAAUUCUAUGUUUUUUACUAUUCAUAUUCUUGCAUUUUAACUUAUAUUUUAAUUUUAAAUAAAAUACAUUAAUUAGAAUUUUAAAAAAUUCACCGGUUAACGAUGGCUGGCCGGGGGCAUCCUCGUUAAUUUUUAGUCUUUGUGUGUAAAGCUUUUAGCCGGUUAUGUCUGUAAGUUUCAAGCCUUUCUAUAUGGAUCCAUUAUCAUUUUCUGGUUGGAACAAAAUCUUUUAUGGCUUUAAGUUUGGUUGUAAUCUUAGAGCAUCAUUAUCGCGGGUGCUAAGCCCCGUCUCUUACGUUUAAAAAAAAAAAAAAAAAAAAACCUUAAUAAUGCAAAAGACGUCGCUUAAUUAAGCGCUACAAGAGACGUCCCUUACGGUACACGCGUCCUAACGCGACAUCUCAGUCUCUCUCUCAUCUCUCUUUCUCGACUGAUUCGGUUUGAUUCCGAAACUUCCACCACCGGAAUCGCCGCCGUCUCAGUUGCUUCAUCUCCUCCUCCGUUGACAAAUUGAAGAAAGUGGUAGAGGAAGGUAAUGCCUACGGAGCUUUGCAGAUGUACAAAUCCUUCAGUGCCAGAUAUGUUACGGGAAGAGGAAAGAUCUGCAGAGAAGAAGAAUAGAAAGAACAAGGAGACAAAAUCAGAAACAAAAGAAGAGAAGAGAGCAGAAAAGGAUGAGAAGAUCUUGCCAGAGGAGAAGAACACAACUUCUGUUGCGCUUCCUUGCAUUGAUAAGCUUCGAGACGAGUUGUCUUGUGCAAUUUGUCUUGAGAUUUGUUAUGAACCAAGUACUACAACUUGUGGACACAGAAAUGGCAAAUACUGCACGGUUAAUACAGUUCUUUGGAACACAAUCCAGCUUAUGUUCCCUAAAGAAGUGGAAGCAUAGAGAGCUGCUGCUUCUGCUAAUUUCCUAACCAAGGAAACGCCAAGCCCUAGAGACUCUAAUCAGAAGGUAACAAGCAGGAACAGAGAUACGGCGUUUCAAGCUAGGUUGCAGAGAGAGGAUAUCUCGAGGUUACUUGUGUCUGAAGAGAGAAGGAGGAGAGGCGUGAGGUUGGAUCAAGAUAGCGAUGUAGCGUUUGUGUUGCGGUUACAGCGGCAGGAAUUUGCGUCUGCCUUUGGCGGUUGCAGAGGGAUGCAUUGCCUCUUUUCAGUAUGCUAAGAGUAAAAUUUAAGUCUUGCAUAGAUAGAGAACCACUGCUUAACGAGACGCAGAUAACAAACUCAAAGUGGUGAAAACUCCAAAUGCUGUGAAUCCCCUUGUGCUUGGUUCUUUUGUAAGUUUUUCAAUCUAAGAACUUGAAUAUAGAGUUAGCAUCUACUAUGUUUUAAGAAAAAGUUUAAGUUAAUAAGAAAAAUCAAAAAAAUUUGGUGUUUAA